UGCCAUCCAUAGCGCCAUUCACAACAAAGACAAAAAACGAAAAAAGAGCGAGUGACUUUUUUGUAGUCUUGCUCUAUAAGCACGGAAAAUACCCGUUCUCUUGGCAUUUCCGAAAGCAGAAACUAUUUAUAGCACAAUCAAAUUUCUCACGCGGCAAACACAAUAUGCCAAAACUAAAGAGUUUGCUGCCCAAUAUCUUUGGCGGCAACAAAGAGGCACACACCAGCAGCAAUACAACAAAUAUGAAUUCGGAAGGACGACUAGAAACAGAUGCAUUGCCGAUCAGCGAGACAGAUAACAAUAGCGGCGCCCUAUCGCUGCCCUCCAAUACGCCAACACCAUCGGCAGAUCUAACCGAAUCGGUGUUGCGCGAACUCUCCGAUCCCAAUUACAAUUCCAUGGAUGUGGUGCAAUCCGCGCAGAUACCAGGCAACGCGCUGGUCAAUGGUGACAGCGGCGGCAACAACAACACAAUGAACACCAUGAAUGUGCACAGUGCACAGCAACAGGUGGUGAUGAACUUCUCGAAUGCCAGCAAUUUGCAUUUUGGCUCAGUUUAUAAUUUUAAUCAAAACCUGAGCGCCUGCAGCUCACGCAAAGGCAGCACCAGCACCACAGAGGAGGUGGCGGGCGCCAUUCCACCAGCCGAUGCGAAACGUCAUGUGCCCCGUAAAACGGUCAGCAUUGUUGCCAUGAUGCAGUCGCAGCAGGAGCCCGAUGAUCGUCUGCUGGACACGGUCGCCACACAUCUGGGCGAGGGCUGGAAGCAUGUAAUGCGCGAACUUGGCCAUUCCGAAGGUCAGAUCGAGCAGGCGAUUAUCGAUCAUCAAAUGCACGGCAACAUCAAGGAGGUCAUCUACCAAUUGCUGCUGAAGUGGGUGCGCAGCGCCGAUGAUGGCAUCGCCACGGUGGGUCGACUCACCACGCUGCUGUGGGAAACCCAGCAUCGCGAGUGCGUGCAGCGCAUGAAACUGGUUUGGAAGGCGCUCGAGAAGCGCAAGACGUCCAGUUAGCUGCCCACGAAGAGAGCGAACGACAAACAAAAAGAAAAAAACAGGGCAUUUCGGAGCGCGUGUCUUAGUUAGGUCUCUAAUUUAGUUGUUAAAACUUAUAACUUUUAGUACUACAUAUUUGUCACGCCCCUUUUUGUGCACUUAGCGCACACUAAAACAUUAUUUUUUGUGCAAUAAUAUUUGUUAAAAAGAAACGAAAAACAAAAAAAAAGCCCAAUUUUGACAAACGGCAUAUUGUUAAAUACCUUUAUAUAUGUAAACUUCGAAUAAGUGCCUGAACAAGUUUGUCCUCAAGCAACUGUAUUUGUUUUCAAAUGUGAUAUUUCGAGUGCAUGUUCGUUGUGCAAUAUGAAUUUUUCACCCAAGUAAUCUACAGACAAUAAACAAGCCGUACUGUAUCUGUGCGCUUUUAUUAUGUAA
This is a messenger RNA of Drosophila montana, 1433 nucleotides long. RefSeq names its product immune deficiency (gene imd). Gene Ontology annotation, biological process: signal transduction. NCBI's taxonomy places the organism in Eukaryota, Metazoa, Arthropoda, Insecta, Diptera, Drosophilidae. The record is from RefSeq and is a predicted model, not a curated record. The transcript is spliced from 2 exons. Gene Ontology annotation, molecular function: protein binding. Bases 165 to 1013 code for a protein of 282 amino acids.